Harpegnathos saltator (Jerdon's jumping ant) is the source of this 4823-nucleotide messenger RNA. It is a transcript of the gene mus101, whose product is annotated as mutagen-sensitive 101. NCBI's taxonomy places the organism in Eukaryota, Metazoa, Arthropoda, Insecta, Hymenoptera, Formicidae. The record is from RefSeq and is a predicted model, not a curated record. Gene Ontology annotation, biological process: mitotic G2 DNA damage checkpoint signaling; mitotic DNA replication checkpoint signaling; DNA replication initiation. The transcript is spliced from 25 exons. Bases 178 to 4158 code for a protein of 1326 amino acids.
UUACAUGUAUACACACCGUACACGUUAUGCGAAGUAUCCGAAUUUUCAGUUUUCUUCAGUGAUUUUCGCUGUAGAACGGUAUAUUUAUUGGAUUUUAAUUCGCAUAUAUUUUAACGUGUUGUAUAUGUGCCGCACUUAUGUGCAUCUGCGAAAAAAGAAAACGAAUAUGGCGUGUGUAUGAUUUCUGACAAAGAUUCCACCGUCAGGAUGACGACUCCAGAGAGUCAGACUACAUUCGACGUAAAAGUGCAUUUUGUGAUACCAGAUCACCGUGAAUCUGAGAAUGAUUGCAGCGAGAAGAUGUGGCAGGCUUUCAAUAAAUGUGAUGGGCUUGGUUUGCAACCGCAGUGGAUUAAUAAGGAAUUCUGUGAUAAAAUAAAACCAAGUAAAAAUGAUGUAUUCGUUAUGGAGGACUUUAAGGGAGAUCUGUUUGAGAAGCUAAAAAAGUCAAAAUGCUCCAGGAUAGUAUCACCAAACUGCUUGCUCAUUUGUUUUGACAAUAACGAACCUAUUCCAGAAGGAAAUAGUCCAAUCUAUACAACAGCAAUGAGAGGAAUAUGUAUUUGUGCAUCAGGUUUGAGUCCAGAGAGCAAGGAUCAGAUACAACAAUGGGUUCAAUACAUGGGAGGUUUCUUUACAAAACAGUUGAGAAAUUCUGUCACACAUUUAGUAACUGACUCCGUAAUGUCUGCAAAGUAUGAGGGUGCUAUAGAGAUGAAGAUAUCAAUCAUGACAAAAGAUUGGGUGAAAGCCAUUUGGGAAGCAAAUUUGAAUGAAAUAGUUAAAGCAGAUGAUAAAAUGUUUGAUAAAUAUAAAUGUCCAGUUUUUAUGAAUUUAAUAGCCACCUCGACAAAUCUCUCCAAGCGACAGAAGGAAGAAGUCAAACAUCUAAUACACAGUCAUGGUGGAACAUUCAUGGGUCCUCUUGAUGGAUCAAAGGUUCGAGUAGUCAUAGCUUCUGAGAAUGGUCCAUUGAGUGACAAAUUGAAAUAUGCCAUGGAUAAUGGUAUCGCAUGCUUAAAAAUCAACUGGAUAUAUGAAAGUAUCAAAGUAGGAUAUGCUUUGCCUUUUCGUAAUUUCCUCAUUGAGUCUUCCAAAGCAUCUUCGACGCCAGAAAGAACACAUACUCGUAUAACAUUCAAUUGUUCUGAGAUCAGUUCAAUACCGUAUGAUAAACAUCACAACAAUUAUGUGAAUGAAAGUGUAUGCACUACAAUAUCGAAUUUUUCUACAAUAGAUGUGGCACCUAAUAAUUUUCCUGGCGCUGCUACAUCCAACAUUUUGGAUAGACUUACUUUUGGCAAGGCGAAAUUGGCUGGACCAUUUCUGGACGGAUGUAAUAUUUAUCUCGCUGGAUUCUCGAUAGGCGUCAGGGAUAAGCUAAACAGAAUAUUAAACGUCGGCAGCGCGACGCGCCUCGAUGAUAUAUCAGACGCUGUGACACACGUGAUUGUCGACGAUGAGAAUAAGGCAUCUGCAGAAUUGAAAGCGAUGAAAGCAAGAGGUUUAUGUCCUUACGUAUUGAGCAUAGAAUGGCUGGAAGAAAGCAUGAAACUAAAACGCCCUGCACCGGAGGAGCGUUUCUUGUUUGAAACGAAAGGCGGGGCACCGAAAAAAAACAUUGAGACACCUGCUUCUCCACUCAGUAAGAAGAAUCUGGAAAUGUUGCAACAACCAAAGAAGCCUCCUAUACCACCUUUCAAUUUGAAGCGAAAUAUUACACCUGAAAAUGAAGAACAACAACCCGAUCUUGUGCGGCAAUAUCUGCAGGAAACUACUAAUACAGAUAACUCGUUCACGGCACGCACCAAUACAACACAAGAAUUCGCAAGGCCUCGCACGCCCGCCUCUGAAGAGAAGAACCAAGAAAACUGCAAUAAUGCAACGAACACAGUGCGCCCUAGUAUACUUUGCGAAACCGUGCAAGCUAAGGAUCCGGAAAAUAGCGAUACUCUGCCAAACAGUCAGAGUAUUUGUGCGGUGGACAGCAAAUUAUUCCAAAGCCUGACGUUCGUUGUGACUGGCUUCGACAGCAGCGAGAACGGUAAUAUAGAGGACACGAUUGUAACCUUGAGUGGACGCGUGGUCUCGAACUCGUAUACUGGUGUACCAGAUUACGGUGUCGUCCCUGUUCACGGCGCACCACUAAAGCACACGGUCAACGAAAUUGUCACUGACUUAUUCAUUGAAGAUUGCAUAAAUCAGAAGGAAAUCGUCGAAAUUAAAUAUUAUCACAAGCCGUUGUCGAUUAGGAGACCUUGCAAGCCGUUGUCAGGAUGCGUCGUCACAAUGAGCAUGUACACAGGAGUGGAACGGAAGUAUCUGUCGGCAUUGGGCACAGAACUCGGUGCUAUAUGCCAAGACAUAUUCUCGCGGAAAGCGAACACGGAGAAGAAGGUGCACGGCAGUACGCAUCUGGUUUGCCCAACUCCGGAGGGAAAUAAGUACAGUGCGGCGGUGAGAUGGAAACUGCCGGCCGUCACUGCCAACUGGCUGAGGGCUUCUGCAGAUCAGCUGACAUUGGUGGACGAGACGUCGUUCCUCGUUGGGGAAACAAUGGCACCGGAUAGAUCGACCUUGAAUUCUGUCAGUGAAGAGAUGAAGUCCUCAAAUGCUUAUGUCAGUGAAAGUGAUAUAAAUACGGUAGAAAAGACCACCGCGACGAGAAAUAUCCUCACACCGAAGCGUCAUUUGCCUCAGAUAAAGACCCAGGAGAUAUCCAGCGACACUCCUUUAAUAAACAAAAGACUCAGUCUCGUGAUGAACAAGACGCCGCAGUCACCGUUUCAUGUUUCCACUCCGGAAACUCCAUAUGGACAGGUUUUCAAACCGGAUCCGUCGCCCGACACGAGAAAAGGCUGGGUCAAGUGGGUUGAUAAUUUUCCUGACUUACAAGUGACAGAACCCCCGUUGAAAAAACGAGCGCCUAGUACCCCGCUUUCGGAGCUGAAGAGACAGUUGUGGGAAAAAUUGAAGAACCCAAGUCAAUCUGAGAAGGAAAACGCAUCGGAUGAAACGCCAACGACAUCGAAUGGCGAUUCUUCAGGAAAGGUCAAAGAAAUAUUAGACGAUAAUCGGUUUAGUGAAGACAGUCCGUCCACGCCAAUUAAUAGGAAGCUCAGCUUCAGUCAGGAAGAUACUCCGGUAUCGAAUAAGCCGAGUAACGAGAUAAACAUGCAAAUAGCGCAAUUGGAUCAAGUGCUUCAACGAACGUCCAGCACUCCCGAGAGCAGAUAUUCCUUGUCCGGUGAAAAUGCUAAGAAGUACGACGACGAAACUUCCGACCACAUACAAAAGUAUAUGGUAAAAGACUCACAACCCGCCGACACCAUCGUGUGGGAAGAUCCGAAUCAUACGAAGCAAUCAAGACUGAGUGAGAGAACGAUCGAAAAGGAUGAGACCGAUAUGAGCGAAGCUGAGGAGGAACCCGUCCAACGAGACAUAACGCCAGAAUACGAGUGCGAGCCACCGUCGAUACGAAAAUUCAUGCUGUCGGGUGUAAAAGACCGAAACGAGUACGAGCGAGUGAUACGGAAACUCGGUGGAGACGUGUCGAUGGACGCAAACUUCGACAACAGCGCGACGCAUCUCCUUUGCGCCAAGCUGUCACGAAAUGAAAAGAUGCUCGGCAGCAUAGCGUCCGGGAAGUGGGUGCUGCACUGUUCGUAUCUACGCGACUCUGAUCGAGCUGACAGAUUCCUCGACGAAGAGGAGUACGAAUGGGGUAACCCGAGAAGCAAAGGUACGAUUCCGGAACCGAACAAUGAGAUCGAGCAAGGGAUCGCGGCGGCAGCUUACAGGUGGAGACUGAAAUUGCUGAAGAAGCCGGACGGUCCAUUCUCCGACAUGGUGGCUCUACUGCUGGUCUCCGAGGAGAAGUGCGAUCAGUUUAAGAGAUUGAUCGAAGCCGGCGGUGGUUCGGUCAUGCAAGCACGGCCGCCGUAUGACGCGAGUCCGUUCGGGCGCAAGAUCACUCACUGCUUCGUGAAUGUCAGACAAGUGAAUCAGCCGAUAGAUUGGGCCAUGUUGGCCAGCAAGGGCAUCCUCUGCUUCCUGCCGCAGUACCUGAGCGAUUAUCUGACAGCGACGAUGCCACUCAACCCGCGGAACUGCGUACUGCCAGAAUUCAAGAAAUACCUCACGUUAUUGCCGAAGUAAACUUGCCGGCAUUUUCUGCUCCUCCUUUCUGCUCGAUUGGAUUUUGUGCUUGUGAGCGCACAGCAUCAUGUUUUAAUUUAAAAUUAUCAGUACGAUGUAAAGAGAGACGAAGUGUAACAGAACAUCUCGCGAACAUGUACAUGGUAGUAACAGCGCGUUCUUCCACCAAUUGGGAGUCUCUUGGACUGGAAGAACGAUACACACGGCCGAAGAAGUUGAUACAGAUGUUAUAAAUUAGAUUUUAGGAUCUUUUGUUAACAGUCUCACUUCUCAUAACAGCAGUAAAAUAUUGGCUCGUUAGCAUUUGCAUUUUUCUACAUUUUUCUUUCGUUUUUCAGAUCGUCUCGCUUAUGUUAUUUUGCGUGUACAUUUAACAUUAGUUUUUGAUGCGUCGUGUACUGUGAUGUACCGUGCCGAUGUUACACUUUGUCUUUUUACAUUAUUAGGGGAAUUAUGGUAAAUCGAAAUUAUAAUUACGUUAAUUUAUAAAUGUGGGCGCAUGCGAGGUGUGCGUACUUUCUCUCCUCCACCUCCGCAAUGUAGAUUACGAUCUACAUUUGUAGACGGCGGAUUACAAUAAUGUAUAUAGCAAAUUUAGAAGCACGACGAUGAAAUGUCAAAAUAAAGAUCUUUUUACAGAUAGUAAAGAGAAUAUCUUUUAGGAA